AUGGCAGCUGCGAGUAAGAGUCCAAAUCUGGAAAAUCUUGUAGCCGUCUGGCUUGAUGAGAAACUCGACAAGGAAGACGAUAAUCAUAAAUUCAAAGAGGAGUUCCAUAGUACAUUUAGAUCGGUAGAAACAUUUGAUAAUAUGAAGGCAUGUAUCGAAUUUAUGACCGAUGCCAAACAUGAGAAAAUACGUUUGAUCGUUUCGGGUUCACUGUGUCAACAAAUCCUUCCUCUAAUCUAUCAAAUGUCACAAUUGGAAUCGAUUUACGUUGUCUAUUCAAAUAGGGCCGAAUAUGAACAGUGGAUCUGA
Molecule: messenger RNA, 309 nt
Organism: Didymodactylos carnosus
Lineage: Eukaryota; Metazoa; Rotifera; Eurotatoria; Philodinida; Philodinidae
Source: the annotation of a GenBank genome assembly